AUGGCGAGGUUGCUCCUAUUCCUUUACCAGCUGUCGGCCCGUUGGCCGAAGGGGUUGAAGACGAAAGAGGAGCCUAUCGAUCAUCGACGCGAGGAGGCUGUUGAGGCUGUUGAGGCUGUUAACAGUUACGAAGACGACGACCCUGCGGAGCGUGAUCCACCUCUACCUCCUGACGAUGGUCACGAGUACCGUCCUUAUCGUGUCGGUCGCAAUCCGGGCCUGCUCGAGAACAUUAACGAGGGCAACACUCUACCGGUUCGCACGCGUGCUCAGCGUCGCGUCGCCGCCCUCAGUAUUGUGUCCACGCGCAAGGUCCUUCGUCGUGAACCAGAGCUCAUCGCUUCGGUCUCCACUCGUCAUCCACCGCUUCCCAAGACCUUCAAGGAUGCGAUGGUUUCGCCCGAGGCCGAGUCCUGGUUCGCUGCGUCGGUCAAGGAACUCAACUCCAUGGGCUUGCACAAGGUGUUCAAGCUUUCAAGGCCACCUACUGGGGCUCGUGCCCUCGGCUUUCCUUGGGUGUUUACUCGAAAGGAAGACGCCGAGGGCAACAUCAUCAGCUACAAGGCUUGGCUAGUCGUCCAAGGCUUUUCUCCACGACUGGGGAUCGACUACAACAAGAUGUCUGCUCCUGUCUCGUCGAUCACGACAAUCUUGUUCGUCGUCGGCCUUUGUGCCGCUCGCGGACUGGUCCUGACUUCUCGGCGUCGCUACCUCUCUUCUAUCGGAAGUCUAUCUUCCGCGCUCGCAUGUUUUCUGCGAUAG
Messenger RNA from Microbotryum saponariae, 762 nucleotides. NCBI's taxonomy places the organism in Eukaryota, Fungi, Basidiomycota, Microbotryomycetes, Microbotryales, Microbotryaceae. The record is from the annotation of a GenBank genome assembly.